AUGGCUCCAACAUUGGUAAGUAAAGUCCAGUCCUAAUGUUGAUUGUGUCCACUGUAUCUAUGUAGUCUACCUGUUUGUUUUGGAAAUAUUUAAAUAUUGUUUGUAAAAGGCUGAGUUUGCAUGAGUUAUGACUGAAUAACUUUUGAUAGUUUUGUUCCCUGAUCUGAGCACAUUCCCUUUCAGAACUGCAUAUGUGGCAGUUGCAUACUUCAACAAGAGGGUGUCUAGCAACACCCCUGUAUUUGUAACCAUGGCAAUACACACAUUGCUAAAUCAUAGUUAAUGGUUGUAUUAUUUUUUCCUUUGACAGUACGAUGAGAAGCCGGAGCCAGGGGAUCUGAUAGAGAUAUUCAGAGGGACAUACCAGCACUGGGCGUUGUACGUUGGUGACGGUUUUGUCAUUCACCUGGCCCCACCCUGUGAGUAAUAAUCUUGAUAUAGUGCACUCAACAAUUGAUAUACAGUGGCCUAUAUAGAGUACAUACAAUAUGAGUUAUAAAAAACUCAAUUUUGGCACUGAUGAUGUCUUGUCUGUCCACCCCCUCCCAUGUCUCUUUGCUCCCCAGCCGAGGCACCAGGGGCCAGGGCCAACAGCAUGAUGUCUGUGCUCAGUGACAAGGCUAAGGUGAAGAAGGAAGAGAUCUGGGACGUGGUGGGGCAUGAUGAGUGGCGUGUCAACAACCAGCUGGAUCAGAAGUACAAGGUCAGUACCAGUAAGUACAGUAUGGCUGCGUUCCAAAUGACACCCCAUGGGGCUCUGGUCAAAAGUAGUGAACUAUAUAGAGAAUAAGGUGCAUUUGGGACGCAGUCUGUGUGAUCCUGUGUGGCUCAAUUGAUAGAGCAUGGUGCUUGCAAUGCCAGGAUAGUGUUUUCGAUUCCCGCUGGGGCCACCCUAAUAAAAAUGUAUGCAUGCAAGUUCGCUUAGGAUAAAAGCGUCUGCUAAAUGGCAUGUAUUAUAUUAUUAUUAUUAUUAUUAUUAUUAUUAUUAUUAUUAUAGGUCAGACCCAUCCGUGAGAUUCUGAGGGAUGCCACGGCUUAUGUGGACCAGGAGCUGUCCUACUGUGUCAUCAAGGGGAACUGUGAGCACUUUGUCACAGAUCUGAGAUAUGGGAAGGCUGAGUCUCGACAGGUAGGUACAGUGGACUGGUGCUCAAUGCUAGUUGUACUGUGCUCAGCGUAGAGUAAUCUUGUGAGCCAUAACAUUCUCAACCUAUGAAUGUGUGUCAAGAGAGACACACGUGAGUGUAGAGUAACUGGUGUACUUGUUGUUAUACAUUCAAUGCAUCUAUGCUGUGAUACUGUUUCUGAAUCAGUCAUUCAUUCGAGUCAUUCAAAUUAAUGUUUGUAUUUUUCUGCCCAGGUUCGGCAGGCUGUGGGAAUGGCAAUGGUGGGCUUCGGAGCAAUUGCUUUGGUAGGUUUCGCGGCGGCCAUCUUUGGCGGUGGAAGCAAAAAGAAGAAUGAAGAAGAAAAGGAAGAAUAUAUGUGA
Molecule: messenger RNA, 1486 nt
Organism: Coregonus sp. 'balchen'
Lineage: Eukaryota; Metazoa; Chordata; Actinopteri; Salmoniformes; Salmonidae
Source: the annotation of a GenBank genome assembly